This is a messenger RNA of Tribolium madens (black flour beetle), 1406 nucleotides long. RefSeq names its product protein abrupt-like. Gene Ontology annotation, molecular function: protein binding. Gene Ontology annotation, cellular component: nucleus. NCBI's taxonomy places the organism in Eukaryota, Metazoa, Arthropoda, Insecta, Coleoptera, Tenebrionidae. Gene Ontology annotation, biological process: regulation of transcription by RNA polymerase II. The record is from RefSeq and is a predicted model, not a curated record. Bases 145 to 1353 code for a protein of 402 amino acids. The transcript has 3 exons.
UUCAUUCAUGAAUGUUUUCGUUUUCAUUUUAAUACGUGGUUAUUUUCAUUUCCAUUUUAAUUAAUUAUUUAUUUAUAUUUUUUUAAUUAAUUGUGUAAGACAAAACAUUCGUAUAAAUGAGACAACGAGCAGUGUUACAAAAUAAUGACUUCAAAACAAUUUUGUUUAAAAUGGAACAAUUUUCAGAACAAUAUCCUACAUGCGUUUGAAAGUUUACAAAACACUGAAGACCUCACAGAUGUCACGUUAACUUGCGAAGGAAUCAACGUGAAAGCACACAAAUUUAUUUUGUCUGCUUGUAGUCCUUAUUUUCGGACAGUUUUUAAGGAAAAUCCGUGUUCUCAUCCUAUUAUCAUCCUAAAAGACGUUCUCUACACGGAUUUAAUUGCCAUAAUUAAUUUUAUGUACCAUGGGGAGGUUUUGGUGUCAGAGGAACAAUUAGCUUCGUUUUUACAGACUGCCAAACUGUUACAAGUAUCUGGGUUAAACACUACAAAUGAAACAUAUUCUAAAAAGUCCCCAAAGAAAACCAAACCUCAAAAAAACGACCCUGUAGAACAACCAUUGAAAAAAAUUAAAGUUUUGAACAAAUCUAAAUCCAAAGUGAUAAAUAGUGAUAAUGCGCACCCAAACUCUCCAAGAGAAAUUUGCGCGACUAAGGAGUCAUCAAGUUCAGUGCCUGAAACUGAUAAAAUCAAAGCAAACAUAAAUGACAGUGAGGAAGAAUUUUGUGCUGAUGUAAAUGAGAAUGUUGAGGUUGUUGUGAGUGAGAAGGGGGACCAACAGGGUUCGAUUUUAGAGGCUGCCCUUGAAAAGCCUGAAAGCAUCUUAGAGAGGUCCCUAACGUCACAACCAGUGGCCGGUAAAUCCCCUUCGUCUGUUCCUUUUAGCCAGGACCAACUCGGCCUCUUGCAAAGCUUGUCUGACGCUUCCAAAUCGGUCUUCAUUCCUAGAAAGCCUCCAGAAGAUUUCGAAAAACGCAUCAAGUCAACAUCAUCAAAUUCAUCAAGUCCUUCAACUUUUGACCGUCCAUCUGAAUUUCUCCAACAAACCAUCAAAAUAGAGGAAGACUCUUAUGACAGCUUUGACGCGCUACCAGACGAUAUUAUACAAAGGGAAGGGAAUAUCCAGAUUUCGCGAGCGCCUGAUGUACAGCCCCAUCAUAGCUCACAGUGUGGCAAUUGUCCACAUUGUGGCAAAGUCUACUCAAAUCAAUCUGCUCUGAAAUACCACGUCAGGUUGGUGCAUUCAGAUCUAACCAAUAUGUACUGUUGUCAUUUAUGCCCUGAAGCUUUCAAUUAUAGGGAGGGGUACAAAAAGCAUAUGGUUGAAGUCCAUUGCAUAAGAAAUUGAAAUGCUUUAGUGUUUUAUAAUUUUAUAUAUUUAAUAAAUUGGUUUUCAAAGGC